AUAGGCGGACCGAGCAAGAAGAUAGUAUAAAAGACCCGGCUAAAGCACUGAACAGCGCUACAAACGGGAAGGAAGUACGUUAACCUUCUUUUUACGAAAGCAACUUUCUGGCUCGCUAACACGGACUCAUUGCAAAGAAAACCUGAGAAAUUUUGUACAUCGCUUUAUGUAUUUAGAUCUGUCGGUUUCUGCGUGUUCUUCGACUAUGGUCAUAAUGGAAGUCCCGAGUAUCGAUUCCACCUCCUUUCGGGUUCUUUUGGAGGGCGACGACCACGAUUGCCUUGUCUUGGACUGUCGGUCAUUUUUCUCCUUUAACUCAUGUCAUAUCCCUGGAUCAACGAACGUGCGUUUCAGCACAAUAGUUCGCCGGCGCGCACGAGGUGCACUGGGGUUGGAGCACAUAGUGCCCAAUGAGGACACUAGGAACAGACUUCUUUCUGGUGAAUACCAGACCGUGGUGUUCCUCGAUGAUCAGAGCGCAGAUAUAGGCCAAGUUAAAAAAGAUGGGACUCUGAUGCUUGCUGUGACUGCUCUGUAUCGUAAUCCUUGUGGCGCUACCAUUUUCUUCCUAAAAGGUGGAUUCGACACGUUUUACUCGUUGUUUCCCGAAAUGUGUACCAAACCAGCAAAUCCACAGGCUCUGAGCUUGCCGCUGAGUGCCAGCUGCCAACCUGAAAGUGUUGAAUCUUGCAACACAUGCGCGACACCUCUGUACGAUCAGGGUGGCCCGGUGGAAAUCUUACCGUUUCUUUAUCUUGGUAGUGCCUACCAUGCCUCUAGAAAAGACAUGCUGGACAUGUUGGGAAUCACAGCUCUCAUUAACGUUUCUUCCAACUGUCCAAACCAUUUUGAGGACCAUUUUCAAUACAAAAGUAUUCCCGUUGAAGACAACCAUAAAGCUGACAUCAGCUCCUGGUUCAACGAGGCCAUUGAAUUUAUCGACUCUGUGCGGAACAAAGGUGGACGCGUCUUUGUCCACUGCCUGGCUGGCAUCUCGCGGUCCGCUACCAUAUGCCUGGCCUACCUGAUGCGCACCAACCAGGUUCGGCUGGAUGAGGCCUUUGAAUUUGUCAAGCAGCGACGCAGCAUCAUCUCUCCCAACUUCAGCUUUAUGGGGCAGCUGCUGCAAUUUGAGUCACAGGUGCUGGCCUCUGCCACAUGCUCCUCAGAGGCUGGGAGCCCAGCACUAAGGAAGAGUGUGACGGUGUUCAACUUCCCCAUCCCUGUUCAUACCACUGCCAGUCCACUUUCUUUCCUACACAGUCCCCUCACCCCCUCACCUACUUGCUGACUCAAGGGACUUUUGAAAGAGAUGACCCCCCCCCCCCCCCCC
Electrophorus electricus (electric eel) is the source of this 1333-nucleotide messenger RNA. RefSeq names its product dual specificity phosphatase 1 (gene dusp1). The record is from RefSeq and is a predicted model, not a curated record. Gene Ontology annotation, biological process: protein dephosphorylation; endoderm formation; negative regulation of p38MAPK cascade. Gene Ontology annotation, molecular function: MAP kinase tyrosine/serine/threonine phosphatase activity. Lineage: Eukaryota; Metazoa; Chordata; Actinopteri; Gymnotiformes; Gymnotidae. Gene Ontology annotation, cellular component: cytoplasm; nucleus.